Molecule: messenger RNA, 1278 nt
Organism: Caenorhabditis remanei
Lineage: Eukaryota; Metazoa; Nematoda; Chromadorea; Rhabditida; Rhabditidae
Exons: 9
Coding region: 1-1278 (425 amino acids)
Source: RefSeq, a predicted model, not a curated record
AUGGAAACUAGAACUUUUCUAGCCGGAAAAAGAUACUUCGACCCAAACCGGCUAUCAUUCAUAGUUCUUUUUGGAUUAAGUCCAUUCGAAAAUAAAACCUGUCAUGUUCUCGAAUAUGAUUUAGAAACAUUUGGCGUUCGUCUUGGAGAUUUCCUCACUGCUUCAAUGAAAUUCCAGUCCGCGGAAUUGACACGAGACCAGAAUGGUCUCCUGGUAUUCCAGACAAAAGCAUUCGGGCCGGUUCCAUCAUUCAAUCAAUAUCUUUCACCCGGAAGUUAUGAAAUUAUAAUCAAAGCAUCAGAUUCUUAUCCAAUAAGGCUGAUUGCUGAAGCAAAACCAAUAUUACCACCGAAUUUGUUCAAUCCAGUCAAUACUUCAUCCUUAAACUUUUACGAAAUUUCUCAAUCCCAAUUGAUGAAAAAUCAAAAUUUCACUCAAUCAGGAUUUAAAAAUCUCCCAGUUCCCAGUCUUGACUCAAACAUUCCGAGGGCAACGUCCACAAUGGAUUCCUAUUAUGACUAUAUUUCUUUGCCACCGAACACGAUCCCAUCAUUCCUUCCAUCAGAUAAAAAUGCUACUAACAAAGGUUACGAAGAACUCCAAAACUGCACUUCGUCGAAACCAGAGUCCCAAGAGGAGACACUCAGCGAACUGAUAGCAAAGCUCCCUACAUUGGAUCUCAAUGAAUCAAAACAACCAAUCCCAAGACCAAGAAAAGUAUUUUCUAGUUCGAAUCAAACAGACGCCGUUCAGCAACAAAAACCAGUAAUGUCAGUAAAACCAACUAAGAAAGUUGCAUUCCAACUGGCAGAUUCCGAAAACGAAGAAAUUCCAGAAACAGGAAAAAAGAUGAAAGCGUUUGUUCAUUCGUAUCAGGAUAAAUUCGAAAAGAGACUUCAUUUCAUUUGGGUUUGUGAUGUCAUGGAAACUUCCAUAUUCGUAUCUCCAAACCAUAGGUUGGAAAUAGGUCACUUUUUUGAAGGUGUUUUUCAAAAACAGCCAUCUGGAAAAUUGGAAUGCAUCGAAUACAAAAAUCCAAUUCCAGCAAUGCUCCGAGGAAGUAUUGUUUAUGGAAAAAUAGAGUUAAAAGCUAAAAUUACAAACUACCAAUCCUCUGAAACACUGAAAUAUCCUCAAGUGUAUGUGGAACAUCUUGGAUCAGUGAUCGAUAACAAAAUGAAACUCUCUCCAAAUUGCAUCGGGAAAGUUGUGAAAAUUAUGCGAUUACCAUUCGAAAAAAAGAAACAAUUCGAAUGGAUCAUCACUGGAUUGGCAUGA